Messenger RNA from Loa loa (African eye worm), 543 nucleotides. RefSeq lists its product as hypothetical. The transcript has 4 exons. The record is from RefSeq and is a predicted model, not a curated record. Bases 1 to 543 code for a protein of 180 amino acids. Lineage: Eukaryota; Metazoa; Nematoda; Chromadorea; Rhabditida; Onchocercidae.
AUGGUUGAUGCAACGCAUGCUGGUACUACUUUUCCUGAUAAAAGUGCAUUCACUUUUAUUAUUGUUGCAUUCGUUGUACCGACAACAGUUGCCAUAAAAUGUCAGAUUUAUUUUCGUCGAGGAAAAUCGACACCAAAAACCAAUGAAACAGAGGAUUGUGAAUCAAGUUCUUGCUGUUUCACAGCUGAAUUACAUCAUAAUCGUCAUAUAUACCAAAUGAAGGGUUGCGAUGCGGAUAACGUACAAGAUGAUAUGUUAGUGUAUGUUCCGUCUCUUACUGGAAGACCAUGGGAAAACAUUAUGGAGGCAUGCUUGGCCAGUGAAUGCAGAGUGCACAGUGAUUUGUUAGGUGGUAAAGGUCAAAGCUAUUUAUGUGGAUGCGAUAUUGACUAUUGCAAUGAAAAAUCAUUUCAAGCCACAUUUCCACAACUAAGAAAUAUUCCCAACGACGAUACAACAUCCAGGGCUAGCAUGCUGAAUAAUAAUUUGCUUUGGAUCAUGGGUGGAAGUGCAAGUAUAAUGCGAAAACUUCGUAUUUUUUGA